CCCCCAUCAAUCAAGAAUCCGAAAUAGCCCUCCAUAUCGCUCCACUCUCCAUUCUCCUUCCGUCCACGCAGUAAACCCUAGAUCCAUCAGAUCGUGGGCGACUACCGACUAGGGAUUAACGGUCUCAAUGAGGUCCGUCACCAGAGAAGAAGCCGAGGGAAUAUACAUGACCGCUUGGAUCGAUAUUCGUGGAAAUUCGGAUGAAAUUCGCAGGAUACCGCCGAGACAGAUCGUCCUGUACCCAGAUAUCUUCGAGAAAGUGUGGGGCUGGGAUCGGCUACUGCCACAAGACAUCGAGUGCUCGGGCUUUUAUUUUGAUUACCUCAAGGAGUAUCUGAGGCGCAAUCGCAUGGACUACGUCGCCGCUGCCGACGGCAAGCCUGAGGAGUGGCCGCCGCUCAAAGCCCCACCACCGGUGGAGGAUGUUCCCAAAUGCUUCCCGACUGGGAAGAAUGCCCUCACUGUUGCUGCCAGAUUCUGUCUGAAGAUGGAGCGGCAGUUCAUGUCGGUGUGGAAGAAUCGACCCAUACACAAUGUGGAACUCCUGAGCGAAAAGAUCCAGGAACGCGCCAGUCACCUCAUCCUCGUGGGGCGAGAAUUCUCUGAACCUGCUGCCGCCAGCUUGGUGUGUAUCGCCAACGAGGCCGCUUUGGCUUGUGAGCUGCUAAAACACGGGGCUAAAGCCAAUGACAAGGAGAUCAACUUAUGCAACUGCAUCCGCCAUUGCGCUCUGAGUCUUAUGUACAUUACAGGGCCGCAUUCAGAUGCCGCCGCCGCUGCAAUGGUGGGCGUUGCCAAGGAGGCCAGGAAGAUUCGUGAGUGGCUGAGGAAUAAUGUGAACGAACGUUAUCUCUUCAACUCCUACUCUCGAAGAUACGAGAUUUGUCUUUGCGAUGACAUCCGGGUUGCCACCUUUGAUCUUCUGAAGUAUAUACUGUUGAAUCCUACAGGGAACAAAGAACCGUUUGUGCUUAUGGAUUUUGCAAUAAAGAGGAACAAGAGUAAGAGACAAACGACCAUGGCAGGAACUUCAGAUAAAUAUUUAUCACAGUGCCCAGCCACAACUGAGGACAUGGAUUGGUGUGGCACAGUUUGUACUGGAAAUAUCCUUUGCAUCCACAAGCUGUCAGCCAAGAGGAUGGUGGCAUUUGAAGGCCAGAACACCGGCAGGAGAUUCUUUGGCUGCGCUGAGCGGGAAGGGAACAACUGUGGUGUUGUGGAUUGGGUGGAUCCAAAAUGGCCAGAUACACUGAAAAGGGCACUGAAGAAGCUUUGGUAUCUGUAUGAGCAGAACAAGAUAGACAAUCUUGCUAAAGUAGAGGAAUUAUCCAAGCUAGCGGAAGAAAAAAAGCAGCUAGAGGAGAAAUACCAUCUAAACAUUAAGCUUACCAAAGAUUUUUGUGAAUCUAUUGAGAAACAGGUCCACAGGGAGAAUGACCUGAAGAUUAUGAAGGAAAGUGGAGAGGAAAAGAUUGCACAGGAAGAGAGGGCUAAGCUUGAGAAGGAGAACAUGGAGCUGAAGAAACAGGUUGAUCUGCUGAAGCACAUUCAGGCUGCCCAGGCAGAAGUGAUCAGAAAUUGGAAAAAAGAUGCAGAUGAAGGUAUUGACGAGGGGAAGCAGGAGAAGAAAAAGCUAGAAUAUGCCAUUGUUGACCUACUGAAGGCUGGGAGGUGAACAAGAGCAAGAUUAAGAGGAUCAAGGCAAUCUGUGAUGAGUGAAUGUAAUAGGGCACUUGCCAUCUAUCUUCAUUGUUCAACUCUUAUGAUGAAAAAAAAGCUAGUUGUGAUGAACUAUUAUGCUUAAGACUCUAGCUGCUUAUGACCUGUUGAACUAUGUAUGCUUAAGACUUGAGAAUUAUGAUUUAGAUGUUUUAAUG
Messenger RNA from Triticum dicoccoides, 1877 nucleotides. RefSeq lists its product as uncharacterized. NCBI's taxonomy places the organism in Eukaryota, Viridiplantae, Streptophyta, Magnoliopsida, Poales, Poaceae. The coding region runs from base 128 to 1675 and encodes 515 amino acids. The record is from RefSeq and is a predicted model, not a curated record. The transcript is spliced from 8 exons. Gene Ontology annotation, molecular function: zinc ion binding.